Ilex paraguariensis (yerba mate) is the source of this 948-nucleotide messenger RNA. The record is from the annotation of a GenBank genome assembly. NCBI's taxonomy places the organism in Eukaryota, Viridiplantae, Streptophyta, Magnoliopsida, Aquifoliales, Aquifoliaceae.
AUGGGUCCAAUACCAAAGUUCAAAGCUGCCAAUGUUACCUAUGAAUCAAAUCCGUUUUGUCAAUCUAUUCCCGGGGUUCCUUGUGCCCCAGAAGUCAUGGCGCUCUUGAAAUUCCUUGAUGCAAUUAAUUAUCCAUCUAAGUUUGCUUCUGCAUGGUCAGGUAACAAUCCAUGUGAUGGACCAUGGUUGGCAUUGACUUGUGACGUCAACAGAAAGGUUUCUACAGUAACCUUGCCCGAAUCUAAUCUUACUGGUACUUUGAGUCCUUCAAUUGCAAACCUGGAUUCCCUUACUCAAAUCAUACUUCGAUCUAACCAGUUAACUGGUCCAAUUCCAACAAAUUGGACUAGCUUAAAAUCUUUGACAUUGUUGGAUUUGAGCAACAACAACCUUUCCCCACCUCUGCCAAAUUUCAAUAGCACUGUAAACCUUGUGUUAUAUGGGAAUCCUUUAUUAAACUCUAAUACUUCCAGACCAACCGCUCCGCCAGGCGAGGAUGGUAGUUGUAUCAGUCCAGUUCAUUCAAAAUGUGACCAAAAAUUUUGCACAAAAAAUGAGCUUGGACGCGGUGGUUUUGGGGUGGUUUACAAGGGAGAAUUGGAUGAAGGAACAAAAAUAGCAGUGAAAAGGAUAGAGGCUGGAGCAAUUAGCAACAAAGCUUUAAACGAAUUUCGAUCAGAAAUUUCUGUUCUUUCUAAGGUCCACCAUCGUCAAUUGAGCGAAAGUUCAGAUUUUGGACUAGUUAAACUGGUUCCUGAUGGGGAGAAAUCUGUAUUGACCAAGCUAGCUGGGACUUUUGGAUACCUAGCACCCGAAUAUGCUUGUAAACUCACGACGAAAGCUGAUGUCUUCAGUUUUGGGGUUGUACUAAUGGAGCUAUUAACUGGACUAAUGACAACUAAUGAGGAGAGACCUCAGGAAAGCAAAUCCUUGGUGGCAUGGUUCUAG